CUUUACUUCGCUUCCCAGCCCCCUCCCUCCUAGGCCAUCUUGUCAAUGCACACCUCGCGAUAACAGCGCGACCCCGCACGCCCGGCCGGCCCCGCACGUACCCACGCACGCACGCGAUGGAUCCCCGACCCCGCUCGCGCCAGGCGUCGGUGAGCCGAACGGCCCGCCCGCCAAAACAGUCCUGCGACCAGUGCCAGGCGCGGCGAAAGAAGUGUGAUCGCGGCUUGCCAUGCUCUCUGUGUACGCGCUCCGAGCUGCGGUGUACCUAUGCCAACAAGCUGAAGAAGCGCGGGCCGAAGGGCAAGGUUGUUGAGCGGCUGAAGCGGCAGCAAGAGGAGGAGGAAGGGGGCGUGGGUGUUGAGGCGACCGACACGGCACUCGUCCCCCAUACCCACAGCUCACUGGGCAUCCUCGCAGCCCUCCAAGCCUUCAGCCUUCCUGUUCCUCUGACGGACACGCCUUCCACCAGCUCGGCGUCGUCCUCGUUCGCCGCCUCCUCCGCCUCGUCCUCGUCACUACAACUGGACAUGGUCUCCCCGCUCACCCUACCACCCGCCACCGUGUGGUCCUUCUCCGCCGUACUGACCCAGGAAGACGUGUACACCCUCGUCGCGACGUACUUUGCGCACAUCCACCCCUGCUACCCGUUCAUGGACAAGGCGUGGUUCCUGGCGCGCAUACGCUCCGGUGAGCCGUUCAACGACCCCACCGGCGUCUUCGGGAUCAUGCUGCUCGCGCUCUGCGCGCUCACGAUGGCGUUCAUCUCCGACGUCAUCUGCAGCGACAAGAGCGAGGGGUUCCGCGCGCGCAGGGACAAGGUCGUCGCCGAGGUCAUUGCGCGGCACUACGUUCGGCCGCUGGGGAAGAACUCGAAGCUGGAGCAGGUCAUCACGACGUACUGCCUCGCGCUGUUCUUCUCCAUCCUGUACGGCGAGGAGGCGGGCCACUUCCGUAUCGCCGAAGCGGCGCAGCUCGCGCGAUCGAUGGGCCUCCACCGCAAGAGCACGUACGUCAACAUGGGGGGUGAGGAGCGCACGCGGACAAUCGCCAUCUACUGCUUCAUUCUCGUGCGCAAUGUCGUGUGCGAGCUGCGGCUUGGACACAGCGAGGUGGUGUACUGGGGCCAGGCGCCAUUACUCCCCAGCAUCGCCGACCUCGUCGAGUCACCCGAGACGGUCUCGAUCGGUGACCCGCGCACCGACGAGCUCUGGCACCUCGCGGUUCUGACCAACAUCUACCACAUCGUGACGCCCGACUUUUGCCGGUGCGCGCGUGACGAGUGCGUCGCGAGCGACUGCCAUCUCUCGCCGUCCGACAUUGUGCGGUACGCGCACAAGCUCGAAGGCGCGACGGCGGCCAUCUGCCCCAAGACGUUUGCCGAGAUCCGCCCCGCGCUGAGCCUGUUCGACGAGGCGCGCUGGAUCGAGAUCCUCGUCGCGCACCAGUGGGUCGCGGCGCACAUCUGUCACAUGGCAGCCCGGCACGGCAUCGACGUGACCAAGCUCGAUGGGGGCAAGUACCUCCGCUGGCCGCUCGAGAUACUCGACAAUGCCGCGCAGGUGGUCGCUACGGCCACGGUGCGCGCACUGCACAUACAGGGCACGGGACUGGCGCACCGACUCAGCUACAUCAACUCGUGUGGCUCGGCUUACCUCGAGACGACCCGCGUCGACCCGCCAGAUCUCGAGCAGGCGCUGGCCAACUUGCAGAGAAUAUCAGACGCAGUCGUGGCGUGGGACCCCAGAUGCUGGACUCGGUGUGUGUUGUAAGGAGCAUGCAUGUACAAUACAGUUG
Vanrija pseudolonga is the source of this 1794-nucleotide messenger RNA. Its product is annotated as Maltose fermentation regulatory protein MAL63. The record is from RefSeq and is a predicted model, not a curated record. Gene Ontology annotation, biological process: DNA-templated transcription; regulation of DNA-templated transcription. The transcript has 5 exons. Lineage: Eukaryota; Fungi; Basidiomycota; Tremellomycetes; Trichosporonales; Trichosporonaceae. Gene Ontology annotation, molecular function: DNA-binding transcription factor activity, RNA polymerase II-specific; zinc ion binding; DNA binding. The coding region runs from base 117 to 1769 and encodes 550 amino acids.